Messenger RNA from Scophthalmus maximus (turbot), 4598 nucleotides. It is a transcript of the gene slc1a9, whose product is annotated as solute carrier family 1 member 9. NCBI's taxonomy places the organism in Eukaryota, Metazoa, Chordata, Actinopteri, Pleuronectiformes, Scophthalmidae. The coding region runs from base 185 to 2170 and encodes 661 amino acids. Gene Ontology annotation, biological process: L-glutamate transmembrane transport. The transcript has 12 exons. Gene Ontology annotation, molecular function: L-glutamate transmembrane transporter activity; neutral L-amino acid transmembrane transporter activity; glutamate:sodium symporter activity. Gene Ontology annotation, cellular component: plasma membrane. The record is from RefSeq and is a predicted model, not a curated record.
UCCUUUCUCUCCGGGUGACAGAUGAAAUAAUAGGCAAUGAUGGAAAUGACGCAAAGACUGUGACUUUGCCUCCCUCGUCCCCUCUCCCUCUUCAUCUCCACCCCGUCCCUCCUCUCUCUCUCUGGGUCUCUCCCUCGAUGCCUCGUGCUUGUUGGACGGGCGACAGCAUCACACAGCAGGCAGGAUGACAAACCAGACGACAGCCAACCAGUCCAACACAAACAAAGCGAAGGAGAAAGAUGAAAACCAGCGAGAUGACAACACAGAGGUUGCGUAUAAAGAUGCUAGCCACUGCAGCCGCAACACCCACAACCUGCUCCUGGGACUCACUGUUAUGGGUGUUGUCAUGGGAGUGCUGUUUGGGAUGCUGCUGCGGUACAUGUUGGUGACGGACAGCUCCGUGCUCACUCUGGUCUCCUUCCCUGGAGAAAUCCUCAUGAGGAUGCUGAAAAUGCUCAUCCUGCCUCUAAUCAUUUCCAGCCUCAUCACAGGGCUUGCUGGUUUAGACGCCCGCUCCAGCGGCCGGAUGGGUAGUCGAGCCAUGUUGUACUACAUGUCCACCACUGUAAUUGCUGCCAUCCUCGGGGUCAUCCUGGUGCUGGGGAUCCACCCGGGGAACCCCAAACUGAGGGGAGGUACGGCAAGCGCAGCCCCAAAGAACCAGGAGGUCAGCAGUCUGGACGCCUUCCUCGACCUGCUCCGAAACCUCUUCCCCGAGAACCUGGUGCAGUCCUGCUUCCAACAGGUUCAGACAGUGCUGAAGAAGAUUCCAGUUGCAGCACCGAACCAAACUGAGCCAAUUUUGGUGAACAGAAAGAAACUGGAAUAUAAAUGGGGCAUGAACGUCCUAGGCUUGAUUGGCUUCUUCAUCACUUUCGGGAUCUGCAUGGGCAGGAUGGGCGAGCGGGGGAAGGUCAUGUGUGACUUCUUCAACAUCCUCAAUGAAAUCAUCAUGGCGAUGGUUUCCAUGAUCAUGUGGUACUCUCCUGUCGGCAUCGCCUCCCUGAUUGCCGGGAAGAUUGCGGCCAUCGGAGACCUGGAGGUGGUGGCCAGGCAGCUCGGCAUGUACAUGGUGACCGUCAUUGUGGGCCUGGUGAUCCAUGGUGGCCUGAUCCUACCCGCCAUAUACUUCUGUAUCACCAGAAAGAGCCCCAUUUCUUUCUACUCUGGAAUCUUCCAGGCCUGGAUCACUGCGCUGGGCACCGCUAGCAGUGCGGGGACAUUACCCGUCACCUUCCGAUGCCUGGAGGAGAACCUGAAGAUUGACAAGCGUGUGACUCGCUUCGUGCUGCCCAUAGGUGCCACCAUUAACAUGGACGGCACCGCACUGUAUGAGGCCGUGGCGGCCAUCUUCAUUGCCCAGAUGAAUGACAUCUCGCUGGACGGCGGACAGAUUGUUACUGUCAGUAUGACUGCCACCCUGGCCAGUGUCGGCGCUGCCAGUAUUCCCAGUGCUGGACUGGUGACUAUGUUGCUGAUCCUGACGGCAGUCGGCCUUCCCACCCAGGACAUCAGUCUGCUCAUCGCUGUCGACUGGCUGCUUGACAGAAUGCGUACCUCCAUCAACGUGGUGGGGGACUCAUUCGGCGCGGGCAUCGUGGACCACUUGUCCAAGGCAGAGCUCGCCGAAAUUGACGCGGCAGAAAUGCAAAUGCUCAUGCCAGAGGAGGUGCUCGAUUUCAUCCCGCCGCCGCCGAUCUUCACGGAGAUGGACCUGGUCGACCCUCUCCGACCGCCCGAGCUGCCGCCUCGCUCCCCGCGCCCGCCCAAACAAAACCACCACGGCCACGGCCUCUCCCAGUCCCACUCCAACACCUACUCGCCGUCUCGCUCUGUCCGGUCUCCAUCCCCUCGCUCCGUCCGUUCUCCCUCUCCGCGCUCCGUUUGCUCCCAUUCUCCCCGGCCUAUCCGUACCCAUUCACCACGCCUCCUCCACAGGACGGAGCCGGGCUACUGCGCUCUGCCCAGCUAUGAUAACCAGAUUCCCACUCUGCCCCGCUGCUACAGAGAGAGAGACCGGGAACGGGAGAGACUGAGGAGAGAGAGUGAAACCGAGGAGGAGGAGGAGAGGGAGAGGGAGAGGGUUCUGAGUGAAGUGAGCGACGGCGAGGAGAGCGAUGACACCGCUUAUGACCGGAGGCACGUCAUCCCACCGGGCGACCUGCCGUGAUUGGAUUUUACCACCAAAAAAGCUUCCCCAUCGAUUUUGUUUUCCAUUUUACGACAGCUUUUUUCCCCCCUUUAGUGCGCGACUCUGCUUUCUAGCAGGAGCCCGGUGGAGGUCCACAGUGGAUCUCUGGCUGGUUUACAUUGUGACUUCUUAUCUCUUAUCUAUUUUGAGUUCUCUGACCUGAAUUGAUAGACUGGACUAAUCAAUACGUUUAUUCUGCAAUGACAACACACUCUCUCUCUCUCUCUGGUUUGAUGCAACAGAGAGCCUAAAGGUGCUAUAUGUAUGUUACAGAAAUAUGUUGCUUUUAAAAGACAAGAGGUUAGAAGAUGAGAGCUACUUCUUUAUCCUCUCAUGUUGGACUGAGGGCAGACUCGACGCCACAGUGACUCACCAUCGCAAAUUGAUAUUACGAGAAGGGGUGGGCGGGGCCAGCUUGUUAGCAUGCUAAAUUCAGUAGAAGAAAAGAAAGGAUACAUAAAGAAGCAAAACAAGAGUUGAACAUUGGCAUUGCGCUCCGUAGAUUGAUGUUGAAAGUUUUGUGAAAAGUAAUUUAUGCUAAUGUUGCCUGGCAAAAAACUUACAUAUAGCACCUUUAAAAUUUGACAAUUGUUUCCCCAGUUUACUCAUAUCAUUCCCUUAAUAACUUCAUUUCUGCAUUGAUUUAUCACUAUGAAAAGUUUCCCGUAUGCCUGAACUUCUUUAAAAUUUCCCUGGUGCCAGGGAAUUGUGAGUUUGCUCUUGCUGAGAAAAGUAUGUUGGUGUUUUUUACCAGCUUUUUAAAAGCACAACCACAAUUUAUUAGUUUGCUCAACUCCUUCUCCUCUAUUUUUAGCGUCUUGGCAAGAAAGGGAAAAUUGUUGUACUUAAACGGAAUUAGUUCAACAUUUUGAGAAACAUGCUUAUUUGCCUUGGUUGCAAGGGAAUUAUGCCUGGAUUUUAUGGCAUAUUUAGGAGACUGAUACCAGACUGAUUUCAGACAUGAAUGCCAGAAAAAAUGUGCAGAAUUGCGAGUUUGCCAUUUCACAAAUGACCAACGGAGUAGGAGAUUUGUGGGAAAAUCUCCGGAGCGUUCUUUAGCGUCUGGUUAAAGCAUGAUGCAGGAGGCAGGACAUGAAAUUCUGCUGCGCAAAGCAAAGUUUGUUUGUUUAGUCAUCAACACUCGCCCACUCGCUCCCUGGGAAUUCUCCGGAAAUUGUCCUGCUGUAUUCUCAUAAAGGCUCACUCGGACAGUCUUCGGACAUUUUACCAGGGGACUGGCUGGAAAUUGUCCGGACUUCAGUGGAUGUCUGAAAGCAGCCUAUGUGUGCAAUUUAGUGCGGCUUGAUUAUAUAUCAUAUCAUAUCAUAUAUUUAUGUUGUAUAAACAUUGUAUGCUGGACUAUUUCUCAGUUGUGAGCAGGAACUUCCUGAAGCAUCCACUGCUUGCCUGGGAACUUUUUGUAGCAACCAAUGAUAUCAUAUUUAAAGAUCGAUGACAUGACAGCUUACAAAAGUGAAGCCAAAUAAUCUUGAUCGCCCCCUGGUGGCUGGCUGCAGUGCAUGUCACGAACCCUGUCUUCUCCACGUUAGCGGAUGGGACAAAUACAUUUCCAGGAUAUUUUGGCUGCACUUUUGCACAGUUGGGAAACCAUGGAGACGCGUCAUCCAUCUUUAUAUUUACUGUCUAUAGUCCCAGCCACAAAGGUGUCUAGCUCAUAAAUGUGUAGAAAAAAACCUCAUUACAUUAUUUUGUGUCAAUUAGUGAGAGUUUAGAGUUGCUGGUAGGUGGAUUUUGUCGCUCUUAGAUAACACCAGGCUAACUGUUUUCCCCCUGUCUCUAGUCUUUAUGCCAAGCAAAGCUGAGUUGCUGGUUGUAGUGUCUUAUUAACAUACAGACACGAGUGGUGUCACUGCAACACAAUAGGCAAGAAAGACAGCAACUAUAUUUCCCAAAAUCUCAAAUCUUCCUUGAAAUCACCUCAACAACACAACAGUUUCAUGUAAAUGAUAGAAACACACAACCAGCAGACAUUAUUUUUAUAUUUUUCCACCUUCUUGCAUCUACACUUUCAUCCUUGGUGCUCUUCUUGCACAUCACCUCAUGUUCCCCGACCUCGGUCAGCGUUGAUGUUAAUAUUGUUUAUAUAAUUUAUGGUUUGUAUUUUCUUGUUGUGGUCUGGUGUCUGAAAUGGUGAGUAAUAGGCAAGAUGCUGUUUUGAUUUUGAUGUAUCUUUAAAUUGACUUGUAGUUUUUUCUCUAAUUUAUCAUUUUUGAGUUCCUAAAUGCUGUAAAAUAACUUCAUCUGUCUCCUCUGUCCCACUUAAUUGCCUUUCAUUUUAAACUAACGUUCAUUAAACUGCCUCCCUACUUCCUCAAGUCUUAACUCAGACGAAAAGGUCUGGGUUAUGUGUAUAUUCUACGCAAUAAAAUCUUAAAGAUUUAUUUAA